Molecule: messenger RNA, 674 nt
Organism: Mytilus trossulus (common blue mussel)
Lineage: Eukaryota; Metazoa; Mollusca; Bivalvia; Mytilida; Mytilidae
Product: gastrotropin-like
Exons: 4
Coding region: 173-592 (139 amino acids)
Biological process (GO): fatty acid transport
Cellular component (GO): cytosol; nucleus
Molecular function (GO): fatty acid binding
Source: RefSeq, a predicted model, not a curated record
UAUGUGUGUAGUAAAGACGAGGUUAUUAUGAUAGGUAAUUUUAACCAGACAAGAAAGAUAUAUUUAAAUUCACAUUAAGUGCGUUAACACUCAAUAUUUACAUUAAAUCUACGUUUUAUUGCUGACUGUUGUAGAAUUUACGGCUGGGCAAUCAUAUUUAAACUAUCAUAAAAUGGCUCAAUUUAUAGGAAAAUGGAUUGAAGAUGGAAACUCAAUAACGAAUUAUGAUGAAUUUUGUAGAGGAAUGGGUAUAGCUGAUGAUAUGAUAGACCAACACAGAGGCUCAACAUCAGUUUUGGAAUAUGAACAAGACGGAGAUAACUGGACAUUAAAGAUGUCAUACAGUGGUUUACCAACCAAAAUAUUCAAAUUCCAACCUGGGAAAGAAUUGGAGACGAUAGGUUACUAUGACGAUGUGAUGAAGCUUAUGGUAACAUUUGAAUCAGACAGCAAAUGUGUGGUCGUUGAGAAAUGUGAAAUGAUGGAUUAUAAGCCAUUUACAACCACUCGAGAAAUUAAAGGCGAUUUGAUGUUAACAACUGUUGAACUUGAAAGUGGUGUAAAAAUGACUUCAGAGUUUAAAAGAGGGUGAUAUGGCUGUGGAAUGUUCAUAUUACAGUAUUCGAAUAGAGACAAACACCAACUGUUACAACUAGCCUGGUAUCCCGGUCCGA